This is a messenger RNA of Rangifer tarandus platyrhynchus (Svalbard reindeer), 462 nucleotides long. The record is from the annotation of a GenBank genome assembly. NCBI's taxonomy places the organism in Eukaryota, Metazoa, Chordata, Mammalia, Artiodactyla, Cervidae.
ACCUUCUGCGGAGAGCAGUGCAUCUCCAGGACUUGGAGGUGGGCCCGUUUCUACAUGAGCGGUGCACAUGCACGCGUACGCCGCUGCUACGAACGCCAUAACAGUAUGUCGUUGGUCGCCUCGCACCUGAUGUGCGGGCGCAGACUACGUUUUGUCCACGCAAAUGGACGCAUGGGCCCAGGCGCCCGUGACUGCUGGCGUGCCGGAGGGAAGCUUCGCACGUACGGUGUACUCACACGUGUCCUCGUGGAAGGGAGUAGUAAUAGCCACAUUCCGCGUGAAGAGAGACCAAGCCGGUACGUGCUUAUGCAAGAGCCCCUAGGACAGUUAUGCGCCUACGAGGACCCUGCCGCCAAACAGUUUCGCGGCGUUGUUGGCGGACGCAAACGCGAGUUUCGAGGCAGCGCUUGCAUACAGAAGCGAAUAAGCCGGCCAGCGUUGACGUCAGUGUACCGCCUCUAA